Acanthamoeba castellanii str. Neff is the source of this 1263-nucleotide messenger RNA. Its product is annotated as Serine/threonineprotein kinase 3, putative. Gene Ontology annotation, biological process: regulation of MAPK cascade; intracellular signal transduction; protein phosphorylation. NCBI's taxonomy places the organism in Eukaryota, Discosea, Longamoebia, Acanthamoebidae. Bases 1 to 1263 code for a protein of 420 amino acids. The record is from RefSeq and is a predicted model, not a curated record. Gene Ontology annotation, molecular function: ATP binding; protein kinase activity. The transcript has 9 exons.
AUGAACACAGACGACCCGGAGGAACACUACACCCUCAUGGGCCUCAUCGGCAGCGGGAGUUUUGGCCGAGUGUACAAAGCGAUGGACAAGGGAACGGGGGAGAUGGUGGCCAUCAAAAUCAUCCCCAUCUGCGACGAGGACAACGAAGACGAGCUCACGAAAAUCGUGCGGGAGAUCGACCACCUCAAGAAGUGCGACUCGCCCUACGUCACCGCCUACUACGGGUCCUACUUCAGAAACAAGCGCCUCUGGAUAGUGAUGGAGUUCUGUUCGGGAGGCAGCCUGAAGAAGAUAAUGAACCGCCUCAAGUCACCAUUCUCCGAGGACGAAAUUGCUGCCGUGUGCUUCCAGGUGGUGAAGGGUCUGCAUUAUCUGCACUCCCAACGACUACUGCAUCGCGACGUGAAAGCCGCCGAUUUGGGGGUGGCCACGCAGAUGGUGAACACGAUGGACAAACACAAAACGGCAACCGGCACACCGUACUGGAUGGCGCCCGAGCUGGUUUGCGAACAGGAGUACACGACGCGGGUGGACAUCUGGUCGCUCGGCAUCACCUGCAUUGAGCUUGCUGAGAUGGUGCCCCCGCACUCCGGCCUUCUGGCCAUGCGGGCACUGUUCAUUAUCGCAUCGCCCAACACGCCACCGCCCAAGCUGACGAGCCCCGAGAAAUGGUCGGCCGACUUCCAGGACUUCAUCGCGCGAUGCCUCAUUCGCGAGUACGACCAGAGGGCCACCGCCGAUGAGCUUCUCAAGCAUCCAUUUUUGGCCAAGGGCGAACGGCUGGCGGGCCUGCUGACCGAGCUUGUGGAACGAGUAAACCACCUCUCGCCCCGAGAAGAGAAGAAGUUGCGAAAGAAGAGCGCUCAGAAGUCCAAGUUUGCGAAGAUCUUCGCAAAGGUGCACGCGUCGUCGCCGUACGAUGCGUCGAGCGACGGCUCGAAGGAGGAGGAGAUCGUGACGUCGAUCAAGCGCGCCAAGGAGAUGGAGCGCGUCCCGCGGUCGACCGAGGGCAGCGUGACGUCGCUCGAGGAGUUCAAGUCCGAGGAGAUGAGCUGCGAGAGCGUCAAGAUCAACCGCAAGGACUACCUCCCCGACGGCGACGGCGACGACGAUGAAAAGAAGGAAGGGGAGGGGGAAGGCGAUGAGGGGGAGGGGGCGAAGCUGCGGGGCGAGGAGAGCGUGGGCACCAUGGAGGCGGAGACGGUGGGCCAGUGGCGGACCGCCGCUGGCGGCGGAGAGCAGCAGAAGGGCAGCGGCGCCUGA